UUUCUUGUUUGCUCAUCGCUAGAUCAACGUGCUCUCUUUUUCUUUUCUUUAUAUUAGUUUUUAUCAAUGCUGAAGAAAACGAAAUCAAAGGCAAAGGAAAACAAAGACGCGCAAUAUGAGUGAUCUUGAGGAGAUGGACAGCGAAAGGCUCAACGAGCUGGAAUCGAUUCUGUAUGCCUCGAUCCACUACAGCGAUGGAACUGACGAGCAAGGUGCCGUGGAUCAGCCAGCGAUUGUGUCACUCAGCGACCACGAUGUCAGGAGCAUGCCACCCCCUGUACAGCAGCCCAAGGAGCUCCCAAAUCCUGGCCAGCGUUUUGUCAGCGGAACGAGGGUAAUCAACAACAACAAUGCGGGUCAGAAGCAGAAAUCACGCUACUGGGCGGAGGGAGCCGAGGGGCAGGGACAGGUGGUGCAGACGGAGGAACAACAGGCGACCACAAACAAAACAAUUCCAGAUGCAGAAGUGCCACCUCCACCAGCAACCAAAGAAGCCGAAAAGCCCAAGCAGAAAAGUCAAUUGCAGUCGCCUAAAAAAACAACUCCCAACCAACCGAAAUCAGCAAAUCAACCAUCCAAACAGCAGCAAAAUGAGCAACCUAAAUCACAACAAACUCAGCAGAUGAAGCAGCCACAAAAUCAGCAGGCGAAACACCAGCAAAAACAGCAACCAAAACAACAGCAACAAAAUCAGCAACAGAAACAGCAGCAAAAUCAGAAGCCAAAGCAGCAGCAAAACCAGCAGUCGAAGCAGCAGCAAAGCCAGCAAAAGAAGCCACUGCCAAAGUCGCCAGUAGUACAAAAAGCAAACCCGCAGGCCAACACACCCACCAAAGUAAACCAUGAAGCGUACGAGGAGGAGCGUUUCGACCAGAGGCUUCUGGUGGCGAUCCCACCGAAUUGCCCACCCAAGAAGCAGAACAAACCGCAGCAAAACAAGCAGCAGCAGCAGCAGCAAAACAAGCAGCAGCAGCAGAAGAAACAGCAGCAACAGAACAAACAGCAGCAGCAAUCGGGACCUGGAGCUGGACCCUUCGGAAAGGCCAAUCGCAAACUGGAGCAGUUGCAGCGCUUGGCUAGCAAAAAACAGAAAUCGAAGCAGGCGCAGUUGAACAAAAACCAGCGCAAACUACAAUCUAAACCUGUGGUGUUUUUGGAGCUGUCGGAUGAUGAGGGCGAGGCGCAGUUGACCAAACAACAGCGCAAGCUGCAAUCUAAACCUGUAGAGAUUUUGGAUCUGUCGGAGAAUAGUGAAAGCUCGAAUGGCGAUGAUGAUGUUGUGCUUGUACCACUGCCACCAGCUCCCAUCAUCGAUCUGGACACCAGCGAUGGAGAGCAGUCGUGUAGUCCACCUGAACUGUUUCACGAGGAGAACGCCAUGGAUGCCACCGACAUAAACAUGGGCUUGUCUUGUGUUACGGAACCGGAGGAGAUGGGCGUGGUAAGUGGAAAUACUCCACCAUCCAUGCAUUCGCCCUGCUGUUCCGUGAUGUCCAGCGAUGACUUCAUUGUGCAAAAGGACACCAGUCGCUUUUUGGCAGAACGUGAGAAUGCGAAUGACGAGGAUCUCCUGGUGCUGACAGAGAAUGCCAUCAGGGAAUCCUUUGGUCAGAAUCCACCAAACAUGGAGGCUGUGGAGGGAGCAGUUCAAGAUAAAGAAACCGAUAUCGUGAUUGAAUCCUCUUCGGAACAUGAAUUUGUUCCACCUUCGCGUUUGGAGGAAAUAAAACAGAACUAUCGGGUUGGAGAUCAGCAGUUCAGGGCUCUGGACGUUUAUGAGAGCGAGUCCGAUCUCACCGAGAGUGGCAUUUACUCGAAGGCCAAGCCCAAGAACGCACCCACGAUUAUCCGGAGCGUGGACUCGCUCUCGGACAGCUCUUCCCUGGAGGAGGUAGUGGAACCCAGUGUGCAGAAGACCAAGCGUCUGCGCAAGCGCUCCUGCUCCACCAACAAUCACAGCCAGUCGGACGCGAACAACGAGGACGGGCUGAAUGAUUCGGACAGUGAUGAUGGGGUCCACUCCACUGGAGUUCCUGGCAUAUCCCGUGGCAUGGCCGUUGAGCGUUGCAAGCGGAAGAUCCGAAGGAUCAGCGUCAGAAGAAACUCCGAUGAGAACCCGAAGAAAGUGGCUCGCAUCCACAAAGCAAAACAAUCGGCGAGUCAGGAAACUAGUUCUGAAUCCGCUACCGAGGCUGAAUUGCCAAGUGCCCGGGAGAUCGCCGAGAGAUUACUCAACCAGGAACAAGAAAAGGGAGUGGAUCAGGUACAGGAAACCCCUGACGACGAUAUGGAUAAUGUUUCCAUAGGUUCCGACGUGGGUUCCAAGGGUGAAGCAGAAUUCCGCGAUGCCAUGACGGAUCGUUUGGCGGCGGUCUUCGAGCGAAUGGAUGCCCAGGUUCGAAAAUCACAAGAGGAGCAGGAACAAUUGGAUGCCAGUGGAUAUCAAUCGGACGAAGAAGAUUCUCGAGACAAGACAGCAGACACCACAGUGCAAUCCGAGGAGGAUGUGGAUGUCUCCGCUGAGCUUCAGGGAGCAGAUCCAGAGGAAAAUGAAGUGGAGGUAGUAAAGGAGGAGCCAGGCAUCCAAGUGGAGCUCAACUUGCCAGAACUCACAGAUGAGAGUCUGCCAAGUGGCGGGUCACUCGUCGGAUGGAACGAGGAGAUGUGUCGCUUUUACAAUGACAGCUGGAACGGCGAACACUUCUCCCUCCACAAACUCCAGAGAAGCAUGAGUGCUCAUCGCCAGGAGUGGAGGCUCAACACAGCGGAUAGGUAUCCGGUGGCACGACCCCGUUCCCAUGCCAAGUGCACCAAUUGCUUCGAGAUGGGACAUGUGCGAUCCAAGUGCCCGCGUCCCCGAAAGCCACUCGUCUGCUUUCUGUGCGGCACUGUGGGUCACGCCGAACCUCGCUGUCCAAAUGCGAUUUGUUUUGGGUGCGGCUCAAAGCAGGCGAUUUACGUGCAGCAGUGCAACAAGUGUUCCUUCCACAGUCGUCUGGUCUGUCAGCUGUGCAAGAUGAGGGGCCAUGGCACGGAUCACUGCCCGGACAAGUGGCGUCGAUACCACUCUACGACUCGAUCUAACGUGGAGCUGGAUAGCAGGGUGCAUUACAGGAAUGUACAGUGCAGCUACUGCGCCGGACGCCAUCUCUUCGAGAACUGCCGCCAGCGCAUCGGGGAUUUCCGCAGCACCAACUACACGAGCCAAAUUAUAUCGCACCAGAAGGUCUACAGGAAUCGCGGUGGUCCCUUGGGCUUUCUUGGCGAUCUGAACAGCUUCUUUUCGAUUCCCUUUCACUUCAAGUGGAAGAGUGCGAGUAUGCCUAAGAACAGCUACUAUGCCAAGUUCCUGAUCCAGGUCAACUUGGCCAAGACGCAGUCAAUUAAAAGAAAAUCAACCACUGCUCUGCCGGAGAUUCCAGCAAAGGUUUAUACCCACGACUAUGUGCCCAAUGCUCAGGUGCGAGCAGCUCAAGGCGAGGCUAAGAAAUCGAUUUCAAAGCCAAAGCAAUCACCUGUUGUGGAGGUAAUUAUUGGAGAGAAACCUGCAGAGAAGCAACCAGAAAAGCAGAAACCUGAAGAGAAUCAAACGGAAAAACAGCAACCUAAAGAGCAAAAACCUGAAGAGCAGCAAACUAAGGAGGAAACUUUAGAGGAACAACCAGGAGAAGACCUAUCUAAGGAACAGCAACCUGUACAAGAACAACCUGCGGAUGACCCACCAGUAGAGGUACAGCCAACGGAUGAGCCUGAGGAGGAGCGAUCGUUUUCCAUUCAGCGUGAAGAGAUUACCACCAAUUACCAGGCUCCCCAACAGGAGAUGCCCACAACCAGGCCACCACUGGCACCUCAUGAGCUGGACUCCGAUUCGAAUUACAGCUUCUCCGAGCACUUUGAGGUGCCCAGUUCGACAACAAGUGACGAGCAGGAGAGUCAGCCACUCAAUCGUGCGAUCAGUCGUCCCAUGGCCUCCCUGCCAGAUGUAAUACCCCUGAGUAUGGAUGACGAUUUCGAACUCUCCACAAACGUUCAGGGAAUUUCCAUGUGCGUGAACUCCAGCAGCAGCAGCAGUCGUAAGACUACCCAGGAUCCCCAUCCGGAUUCAAGUGAUGAGCUGCCUGAUGUGCCAAGCGAGGGCAAGAUCAUCAUGUCUCGCGAACAAUCUGAGUACCUGUUCAGUCCCGAGGGAAGAAAUUUCCUAGCCGAGGCCGCCAAACAAUGCCAAGUUAGCGUACGCAUGGAUUUCAAGGACUACGGAUAUGUUCUGGUUAUCUAUGGCCUGAAACAGCACCAGGAGGAGCUGCAAGUGAAGCUACUGCGUCGCAAUCAGGAAGUCAAGCGCAAGAGCAUCGAGUUCCAGAAACAGAAACCUCCCAAACGGAUUGAUGUGCUUAUUCGCUUUAUGCGAGAUGGGAUCAAUAGUCUGACCACCAAUCUGGGCAAUGCCAAGAAUCACUAUAUGCGCAUCAAGGAGCUGGAGGAGAUGAACACGAAAAACGGCUUUAAGUUGGCCGAAAAGAAGCGUCGCCAACUGAACAUGAUCCUGGUGGGUCAGGCGGGACUCCUGAAUGGCAAAACCCACCUGGAUCAGCUGCUGAUUUUGUUGCGUCGCCUGGUCGACGAGUUCUCGCCGGAUGAGAACGCCACGCCGCAGAUGCGCAACGAGAUCGAGGACCAUUGGCGCAUGAUCUUCACCGCAUAUCCGCAUCCGAAUUACGACUCCCUGCUCAAUAGCUAUGGCCGCAUGGAUCAAAAGAAUCGUCUGCCUUCACUGCAUAUUGAUCCGGUUCUGCUGGGAUUGCAGCCAAAGAAAACGCCGAGUCAGCCGUCUUCGCCGAGUAAACGAGCUCCCUCGCCAACUCCGCCUCCUCCUGCUUGGCAGCAUAUGGCUCCGCCUCCCCCUCCGAAAAUGCUUAAGAAAAAGCAACGCCAAGAGCAACAAGUGCAGCAGCAACAGCAGCAGAAUGCAAAGCAACAGGAGCAGCAGAAUCAACGAUUGCAGCAGCAACAGCAACAACGGAUGCAACAGCAACAGCAGAAUCAGCAGCAACAGCAACGAUUGCAACAGCAAAUUCAACAGCAACAACAACGAUUGCAGCAGCAACAGAAACAAAAUCAACAACGAUUGCAACAGAACCAACAGCAACAUCAACAACAACAACGUGUGCAACAGCAAAACAACCAGCAGCAGCAACUUCGACGUCCGCAAUCGAACCAGAUGCCCUUCAACAAUCCCCAGCAAAGAUCGCGAUCCGAUCUUCAGCUGCGCCAGACCUUCAAUCCGGAGUGCGUCCGCCUGCUCGCCGAGAUGGAUGCCAACGAUCGUGGCAGCAUCAACAAGGACGCCAACAAGCCGUCCAUGUUCUGGUCACGCGAAUCGCUCAAGUACCUUGACGAUCUCUUCAAGAUGACCUCCAAUACGGAAACCGUGGAGCGCCUCAACCGGGUGCUCCAUCGAUCGCAGCGUGGUCUGUUGUCCCACAACGAUUACCGUGCGGUCAUUCGUCUGCACUCGCUGUUGUGCAACUGAGAAUGGGCCACUGGCUGGGGGAUUCUUUCCUGGGGGAGACUUAUAUUUUGUUAAACAAAUGCCAAUAGAUUUCACAAUGGGUAUCUGAAAGAUAUUACGCAAAAACCGAAUAAAUACAUAACUGACAAUUUUCAAAA
This is a messenger RNA of Drosophila ficusphila, 5667 nucleotides long. RefSeq lists its product as uncharacterized. Bases 116 to 5530 code for a protein of 1804 amino acids. The record is from RefSeq and is a predicted model, not a curated record. The transcript has 6 exons. Lineage: Eukaryota; Metazoa; Arthropoda; Insecta; Diptera; Drosophilidae. Gene Ontology annotation, molecular function: nucleic acid binding; zinc ion binding.